UUGAAAGCAUUCAAAUAUUUUUAAGCUGCGUUUUUCUGGAGUUUUUACAGGUGGUUUAUUGACAUCAAAGUGUCUGAAAUCUAGAUCAUGCAGAUAGACAGACAUGACUGAGUACACCAGCCACUCUGCCGCCAACUCCUCCUAAGAAAUCAACCAGUCCUUUGUUUACAGAAGGUCACGACUGAAGCAAAGACCUCAUCUAAUAAGGAAAGUGGAAGAAUGCUAGGAGAAUGAUACGAGACUUAAUGCUGAAGUUUGUGAUAGCGUCAGUGAAGAUUGAUGCAUGUUAACUCAUGGUUCAUCGAUAGUUAAGAGUCGACAAUGGUUUGGGGUCAAUGGAUGACUGGCUAUGCUGUGAUACUGUGUGCAACACUGGCAAGUCUUUCAUUGGGCCAGUUUGUGGACAAGUUCAUCGAUAUUGACGCGUACAUCAAAUACAAUGACCUCAUAGACACAUCGACCAAUCAGCUUCGAGGUGCAGAGUCGGUUCUAGAAUUCCAAUUCCGUUAUUGUAAUGACUAUGGAAUGCUCUUAUACCAAGAUGGCGGCUCCAGUCCUGAGCAACAGACAUUGUUCUUUGCACUGGGUGUCAGCGCUAGAAAGCUCUAUUUAGAAUGGAAGGUCACAACUGAUUCGCUGGUAGAGCUUUACAUUGGAGAUGGUUCUUUCGAAGCGAACACAACCUACUCCGUUAUCAUCUAUAACCUUGGAUCACCACAAAUAAGGAGUGUCUUUGCAACCAUUAACGGAGUACAAACCACUGUGGAGUACCUCACACCAAUCUCACAGGGUCAACUGGACAUUUCUAAACUCAUGGGGGCAGUGUUUGUUGGCGGAUACCAAGAUGUCAACGACUUAAGAGUGAAUACAGAAAGACUGAAUGGGUAUCUUGUUACAUGUGUCAGCUACAUCAGGACUAGUCAGAAUAUAUUGAACUUUGACCUCGCUGAUGACCUUCAUGGGGUCAAAGAUGGUUGCCCAUUAGAUUUCUGUGCCCCACCUACUGUUAUUACUACUCGGACCAGUCAGGGUUUCCUGUCAAUAGAGCAUCCACUUACCCCAGGAACGAAGACUAUUCUAAGUUUGAGAUUCCGAACCAGAGCCUCAAGUGGAAUGAUAUUUUACUUGGGAGGACCGGCGUAUCUAACAGUCUACAUGGAUCAAGGACGACUGGUACUAGGCCUUAAUACAAAGGGAUCUGAGGCUGGUACGUUUGUCACAUCACCGGCCACCGGUUACAACGACGGUAACUGGAAAUAUAUACGGGUUACCAGGGAAGGAAGAGACGCAACAAUGUAUGAUGAGAUGGGUCGCCAGUUAGCUGCUGUUACUUAUUCUGGUGCAGCCCAAACACUGAAUGCAGCUGAGUUAUUGAUAGGAGGUCUACAAGAUCCUACCACUGUUCCUGAUCCGUUUCCUGCAGCAGCUCUUACAGCACUCAGAGGAUGUUAUGAAGGAUUGAGAUUUAUCUCCUACAGUAUUACACCGGAACCUCCGGAACUUAUCAACUUCAAAACUCAGAUGAGAGCUCAAAGGAAUAUCAGUCAUGACGGUUGUUUUCCUAACGAGGUUUGUGAGCCAGCCUGUUUGUCACCAUCGCAAAGCUGUGAUUUUGAUUGUUCGUGCGCGGCAGGGUUUCGUCGGGUUGCUCCAACACCCCUAACCUGUGUUAACAUUGAUGACUGUAGCCCUAAUCCAUGCGUGAAUGGUGCUACAUGUGUGGAUGGGAUACAGGAUUAUACAUGUCUAUGUACUGUUGAGUUUAAUAAGGGUAAAAACUGUUCCAUUGCCAAUAACUGCAUCCCCAACCUCUGUCUGAAUGGUGGUCAGUGUAAUGACUUUAUUGGAGGUUUUAACUGCUCUUGUGCUGCUGGGUAUGAGGGAACACUGUGUGGGAUGGAGGUUGAUGAAUGUGGCAGUAAUCCAUGCUAUAAUAAUGCUGUAUGUACGGAUAGAGUGGCUGGAUACACAUGUACAUGUCUGCCAGGAUUCAGCGGCAAUGACUGUGAAAUAGACAUCAAUGAGUGUGAAUCUAACCCAUGUUUUAAUGGUGCCACAUGUACUGACAAUGUCAACUCCUACAAUUGCUUCUGUGCAUCAGGAUGGAGAGGUCCACGUUGCAAUGUGAACAUCGAUGAGUGUCUAUCCACCCCAUGCUUCAAUGGAGCUACCUGUAACGACGCUAUUAACUUCUACACCUGUUCCUGUGCCCCAGGAUGGGAGGGGCCUCUCUGUAAUCUAGACAUCGAUGAAUGUGCUUUUGGGUACUGUAAGAAUGGUGCUGUCUGUACCCAUGGGAUUAAUCAAUACACCUGUUUUUGUCCUCCUGGGUGGACGGGAGCUAAUUGUGAUUUGGAUUAUGAUGAAUGUGCAUCUACACCUUGUCAGAAUCAAGCACUGUGUGUGAAUGGACGCAGCAGCUUUACAUGUCAGUGUGCUGCGGGAUUUGAGGGUCCACGGUGUUCAAUAAACAUCAAUGAGUGUUUCUCCUCGCCAUGUUUUAACGGUGGACAAUGUCAAGAUGGUAGUAACUCAUUUACUUGUAACUGUCCUGCUGCAUGGGAAGGCCCUCGUUGUCAGACUGAGGUCAAUGAGUGUCUAAGUAACCCAUGUAUCAAUGGUGGUACCUGCUCUGAUGCGUUGGGUUCGUUCAUCUGCACAUGCUUGCUCGGAUUCACUGGUCCCCGAUGUGAGGUUGACAUUGAUGAGUGUGUAAGUCAGCCAUGUUUGAAUGGAGGCUUAUGCAUUGAUGGCGUGAACGGAUACCGGUGUGUUUGUCAAGGAGGGUUUCUCGGUAUUCUUUGCUCCGUUGAAAUCAACGAAUGCGUCUCAUCACCUUGUUUUAAUGGAGGAUUUUGCAGUGACCAACUCAAUGGCUUUACGUGUACAUGUAUUGCCGGGUACCAGGGAGAUCGUUGUGAGAUGGAGAUAGAUGAGUGUGGGUCUGGGCCAUGUUUAAACGGAGCGCAGUGUGUCGAUCGUUUCAAUGGGUUUACAUGUCUCUGCGCAUCAGGCUACGAAGGUAUAUUCUGCCAGAGUCAAAUCAACGAAUGUCUUCCAGUUAAUAACUGCCAGAAUAACGCACUAUGUAUCGAUGGAUUGAAUAGCUAUACAUGUUCCUGUCCACCAGGAUGGGUAGGUGAAUUCUGUACCAUCAAUGUCGACGAUUGUAUGUCAUCACCCUGUCAGCAUGGUGGAGUUUGUAUUGAUCUGAUCAAUGCCUUCCGUUGUGAUUGUCCGAAUAACUUCCAAGGAGUUCUCUGUGAAGCUGAUGUAAAUGAAUGCCAAGCCCAACCAAGCCGUUGUGAUCCUUUACAUACAUUGUAUUGUAAUAAUACAUACGGAGAUUUCAACUGUAACUGCUUACAAGGUUUUUAUGGCAAACUAUGUGAUCAGAACAUUGAUGAAUGUUUAAGUCAGCCAUGUUUCUUUGGAGGUACAUGUCAAGAUCGAGAUAACGGAUAUGAAUGUUUAUGCCAAGAAGAUUUCAUUGGAGUUCAUUGUGAAGCCAUCGUCAGGGAAUGUAACUUUAAUCCAUGCGGAGAAAAUUCUGUCUGUGUUGAGAAACCUACAGGUGGACAUACUUGUUACUGUACUCCAGGUUACCAUGGUGACGUUUGCCAGUUUCAAAUUGUGGAAUGCGGAUCCAAUCCUUGUCAGAAUGGUGGAACAUGUGAUGAUGUCAUCAACGGAUUCCUAUGUACUUGUGCACCAGGUUUUGAGGGCACCUACUGUGAGAUUGAUAUUGAUGAAUGUGCUAGCUUCCCAUGUGGUAACAACGGUUACUGUCGUCAGCCACAGAUGAAUAUGUACGAAUGUAUGUGUCAGGCUGGAUAUAAUGGAACGAACUGUCAGAAUGACAUCAAUGAAUGUGAACAACUGAAUCUUUGUCAAUCUCAUCAAAUCUGCCGAGAUCUUGUAAAUGGAUUCAGGUGUGAUUGUCCUGAUGGUAUGGAAGGUCCACUGUGUGCAACACCCAUUGAUAGUUGUCUUAGUACUCCAUGUCUGAACGGAGCUGAUUGUGUAGAUGGUGACUUUCAGUAUAGCUGCAUCUGUACGUCAGGAUACCAAGGCACAAACUGUGAGAUCGAUAUUGAUGUAUGUGAUCCACAGCCAUGCUUUCAUGGAGGGACAUGCAGUAGGGUUAGAGGAGUGAUUCUGCCAUUCACUUGUAUCUGUGCCGAGGGAUUCACUGGUGAUCAGUGCGAGGGCGACAUUUAUGAUUGUCGGUCCGAUCCGUGUCAGAAUGAAGGGACCUGUGUUGAAUACACAGAUGGUACCAAUGGAUUCCGUUGUCAAUGUACCGACGAUUACGUUGGAUCUCUAUGUGAAAUAUUCAAUCAUGGAUGUCUAUCGGAUCCAUGUCUUAAUCUAGCCAGGUGUGAAAGCAUUGGAAGAGACUAUGAAUGCCACUGCUUGGAUGGAUGGUCUGGUACCCAAUGUCAGCAAGAUAUAAAUGAAUGUCUGAGUGGACCCUGCCUGAAUGGAGCUGUGUGUAUCAAUAGUCCAGCUGGAUCCUUCCAGUGUUUCUGUCAGGACUAUUGGACAGGGACAUUGUGUGAUGAAGACGUCGUAGAAUGUCAAGCAAUGCCACCACUGUGUCGUAAUGGAGGAGUGUGUAUUGAACAGGUUGGUGCUGCAGCAGAAUGCAAUUGUUCCAUUGGAUUCACCGGGGUACAUUGUGAGAAUGAAGUAGAUGAGUGUUCCUCGAUGCCUUGUUUCAACGGAGCUCAAUGCCAAGAUGUUGUAGCUGGAUACAUCUGUGAUUGUACACCAGGAUUUACAGGUGACCAGUGUCAGACUGAAAUUGAUGAGUGUAUCUCCAACCCAUGUCAGAAUAGCGGUCUCUGUAUUGAUCUUAUCAAUGGAUAUAAUUGUACAUGUCUAGCAGGCUUCAAUGGUACACACUGCCAGAACGAUACAGAUGAAUGUAGAUCCAACCCAUGUAAGAAUGGAGCUACUUGUCAGGAUGUUGUUGAUGGAUAUAUGUGUUUGUGUGCUGGAGGAUUCAAUGGUACUAUCUGUGAAGUGGAUAUUGAUGAAUGUGCAUCACAGCCUUGUUUAAAUGGAGGUACAUGUAGUAACUUAGUCAACGCGUAUAGCUGCGUCUGCCAAGAUGGUUUUACAGGUGUUUCAUGCGAGUCUGAUAUUGAUGAAUGUUCAUCCAACCCUUGCGUUAACGGACAAUGUUUCAAUUACAUUAAUUUCUACAAUUGUUCAUGCUCUGCUGGGUAUAAAGGUGAUAACUGUGAUGUAGAUGUUCAGGAAUGUUCCUCAAAUCCCUGUCUGAAUAAUGCAGAGUGCUUUGAACCAUCACUGGAUAUUUUUGAAUGUGUCUGCGCAAAAGGAACCUCUGGUCUUACCUGUGGCACAGUGGAACAGGCCAGCUUUUCAGGAAGUGGUGCAUUAGAGCUUCCUCCUUUGGCAGCCUACAUUGUCAAUACAGGGUUGGCAGGUAGGAGAAGACGCGCUAUUGCGCAGAUGUUGGUGACUUUCAAGUUUGUGACUACGAUCCCGUCAGGAGUCCUUAUGUACAAUGAAGGGGUCCAGGCUAACGGUUACGUAGAUCACCUUGCAGUGGAGCUCUACAAGGGCUCCCUCUACGUCUCACUGAAUGUCGGAUCUGAGACCUUAAAAGCAACUCUUAGUAGUGGACUCAACGAUGGUGAACCUCAUAAGGUUUCUAUUAGUAUUGUAAACCUUGUUGCUGGCAUAGCUAUAGAUGAUGGUCAAUGUGCGUCUCAAUGCGUGACUAGUCUAGCGCCCUCUGCUGGUGGAGGUCAGCUAGAAUUAAAUGGAGCACUCUAUGUUGGUGGUGUUGGACCUACUGCUACACCUUACAUGGUAUCAAAGUUGAAGACAACGGAUAAUUUUAUUGGUUGCUUAGAGAAUCUUCAAAUUGACAACCAGUUAAUCAAUCUUGGCCUUCCUCCCGAUUAUCCUGAUCAACUCUUAACACCCGGCUGUCCAUAUUCAAACAACUGCCUCCCCAAUCCAUGCCUCAAUAGCGCCCUCUGUGUUGAUGGUUGGUCCAACUACACCUGUGAGUGUCCUGUUGGAUUUACAGGUCGUAACUGCCAGAUACAGACAUUGGCAAGUUUUACACCGGGGAAGUUUUUACAUUUUGCCGAGGGUGUUGUUGCUGACGAUCCAAUCACAAGUGUACAGUUCUCAUUCAGCGCUGCUAUUGGUCAGUCUGGACUCAUUAUGUAUAUGCCAUCAGGUUUGUCCGUUGUACUUACUGAUCAACAUUCCGUCAAGGUGAUGUUUUUGGUUCUUGGAGGCGUGGCUUCAGCAGAGUCGGGAACGAACGUCUCCAAUGGCGACUGGUAUCAAGUUAGAUUAACCAUCAAUGGAUUCCAACUCACUUCAAUUGUGACCAAUGAGGAGACAGGGCAGGCGUAUACUGGAACCCUUUUAGCUCCGCCCUCUAUCCAGCUUAGCUUACCAAUGCUGUUUGGAAACUUACAUCAAAAUCCAGCAUUUGAGCCUCUCAGAGACACCUUGCCAGUUGUAGAAAGUUUCACAGGAUGCGUUAGAGACAUCUUCAUCAAUGAUGUACGGAUUCAACUACAAAUGUCAACUCCUUAUGAGAUGAACUUUGACCCUGAGUUGGCUGACCCUGGUUGUCCUCGUGAAGAGACAUGUUAUCCUGAGCCAUGUGCUAACGAGGGAGUAUGUGUUCCUGGCUGGAGUGGCUUCAAAUGUCAAUGCACUCGAGACUACUUUGGAUCAACCUGUGAAGAAGUGAGUGCUUCUACGUUUAUCGGAGUGGACAGUAGCUUGCGUGUCAUCAUCGACACACAGCUAGUCAGCUUUGGAGAUGAGUUUGGCAUCAGUUUCCGGACUCGUGACAUGUCAGGGGUCAUUAUGCUAAUUAGACUCUUCAGUCGGACUUACUCCAGGGUGGAUCAUAUCUUACUCAAGCUAGAUGAAACUACGAGGGAGCUACAGCUGGAGACCAAAUUCGGAACAACUGAGCAAGUUUUACCAAUCACAACCAACUCAUCCGAUUCUACCUGGCAACAGUUGUCAUGGGUGCGACAUCGCGGUAACAUCAUGGUUAACUAUAGAGGGCAGCAGAUAGUUCUUACAGGAGAUUUUCCGAUGCACUAUGAAGAUCGAAGUUCAACAGUUGAAGUGUGGAUAGGUGGACCUGAAGGAACUGGAUUUCAAGCUAGUGAGAAUCUCUUGGGUUGUGUUCGUAACAUCUACUUCAACAGUCAACGCAUCCACUACCUAUCCACAAACAUUCCUCAGCAAGGUGUAUCCACUAGUAGUCCCUAUGGACAGAUCACAGAUGGUUGUACUAGUGUGGAUGUCUGUGCAUCUAACCCAUGUCCAGUCAACUCAUUCUGUAAUGAUGAGUGGAAUUUAAUUGACUGUGUAUGUUUGGAGGGUUGGGAAGGUCAACAGUGUGAACAGAGCAUAGAUGACUGCCCUGGACAUAUGUGCGCUAAUGGAGCUACUUGUCAAGACGGCCAUUUAUCCUACACAUGUCUCUGCCCAGAUGGUCUGACUGGAGAAUUCUGCGACAUUGAAAUCAACGUCUGUGACACCAUGCCCUGUAACCCUAUGAAUACUAUAGACUGCGUACAUGUGUUCCCGCUCAACUAUACCUGUAACUGUAACCCAGGUUUUGAGGGAAAGAAUUGUAGUAUUGAUAACCGUUUAUGUACCCAAGCACCCUGCCAAAACAACGGCACAUGUACACAGACGACUGAUAAUGUGAUGUAUACGUGUACAUGUCCCGACUUCUAUGAAGGUGUGAACUGUGAGAUCUUCAACCCUUGUUUUCGUCACAGCUGUCUGAAUGGAGCUUUGUGUGUUGGGAAUGGGUCGGAGUACUCUUGUGUGUGCACUACUAGAUUCUACGGGGAGUUCUGCGAGUUUGUUGAUUCCUGUUUGCAAAACCCAUGUCUGAACGGUGCAACCUGCUCACGGGAUAUGAAUGAGUAUUCAUGUACUUGUACUGCUCAUUAUGAAGGUAUCAACUGUGAUGUGCCUAUUGAUCAAUGCGAGAUCAAUCAAUGCAUGAAUGGUGGAGUUUGCUUUCAUAAUCUCAACAUGCCAGAGGUUAACUUCACUUGUACCUGUGGUGACGGUUUCACGGGGACGUUGUGUGAGCUGGAGAUUAAUGAAUGUGAAUCUAGUCCAUGUAUGAAUGGUGGUGGAUGCGUGGAGACGCCAUACAUGGAAGAUAACUUCCCUGGUUAUAGGUGUCAAUGUAUAGCUGGAUAUACAGGUCUCUAUUGUGAAACUAACAUUGAUGAAUGUGCCAGCAAUCCCUGUGUGAACCAAGGAACAUGUGUGGAUGAAAUCAACAAGUAUAUGUGUCUGUGCUUGGACAUUUACAAUGGAACAAACUGUGACUUUGACUUGAGAACAUGUCAGCCGAGUUCCUGUCAGAACGAAGCUCAAUGUGAGAAUGUUGGCUUUGGAUUAGGGAUUAGAUGUAACUGCAAGCUUGGUUACGGUGGUGAGUUCUGCCAAGAAACUAUCAAUGCAUGUUACAGUAACCCGUGUCUUAAUAGUGGUUCAUGCAUGUACAUUGGACCGUGUGAUUGUCUGAUACUACCACAGGAGGCAAUUAGUUGCGAUUUGGAUGAAGUGUGCCAGAGGACGGUUUGUAGUCGAGUUUCAAGUUGUUCGAUUCGACAAGAAACGUUCGUUUGUAACUGCACAAAUACUAACUACGAAGGAUUCCUAUGUGAUCAAGAUAUUGAUGAAUGUGUCGUCGAUCCUGGUGCAUGUAACCAAGGGAUAUGUACCAACACACAAGGAUCCUAUGAGUGCAACUGCACGGGUACCGGUUCCACUGGUCCCAACUGUAACGAGGAUAUCAAUGAGUGUACAACAGACAAUCCAUGUAUGAACGGAGCACAAUGUAUUAAUAAUCAACCCUACUUCGAAUGUUCGUGUCUGGGCGGUUACCAAGGCUUAUUGUGUGAGGUAGACAUUAACGAAUGCAGUAGCAAUCCUUGUAAGAAUGGAGGCAACUGCACGGAUGAAAUCAAUGGUUUUACUUGUAACUGUAAUGGUACCAACUACAGUGGUGUCUAUUGUACUCAAAAUAUCGAUGAGUGUUUAGAAGGGACGCAUCAAUGUCAGAAUGGAGGAACAUGUGAAGAUCAACCUGGAUCUUACACUUGUAGAUGUAGCAAGGAGUAUACAGGAGACUAUUGUGAGGCUGAAGCAGCAAGACAAGUACAGCCAGUUCAAGUCAUCUUACCCUUAGCGAUUCUUGCCAUCAUACUAGCCUGUGUUCUUGUCUAUAUCUGGUGGUAUCUCAAGCAAUCACGCAAGAUGAAAGGAAAAUACAACCCAGCUAAGGCAGAGCUAGAUGGAGGUAUGCCAAUGGCUAUGUUUGAUUUAGAGACUGAUGAGAGACUAAUAUGAGGCAAGCUGUAGUCUUCAUUCCAGUCAAUACUUGAUAAAAAAGGAUGGAAUCUUUGCACGUAUCAAUGACUGCGGUCUGAUUAGGAGUCUGUAUGAGCGACUAACAUGAGGCAAGCUGUAGUCUUCAUUCCAGUCAAUACUGGAGAAAUAAGGAUGGAAUCUUUGCACGUAUCAAUGACUGCAGUCUGAUUAGGAGUCUGUAUGAGCGACUAACGAAAGAAUAAGUUGCCUUAGUUCAAGAAAACACCCAAGAAUUCUGAAAUUGAGUCUUCCUUUGUUCUUGGAGAUGGGACAGAUUGUUGAGGAAGAUUACCAAGUGGGUUUUUUUUAGCGGAGAGAGAAUUGAAUGGAACAAUGAUUAUAUCCCUGUCUUUCAUAACCAGUAAGUGCCGAUUAGCCUCGCAAAGAGCUUAUUACGUGUCACUUACGUUUCACUUGAAAUGCUGGAUUUUGAUAAAAAUUGUUUUGAAUGUUGGCUGAAAGCUUUGUCCAUGUUUGAUAAUUUGUAAUUAAAUGGCAAGAAGAAGAAACUAAAGCUUCUUAAAAGGCAAACAUCAAAUGUUUAACCACAUAUUUGUAAGAAGAAAAUUGGCUUCUUGUUGAUCUGUUAUUCCAUGAAAACAAGUUUUAAAUUUUAUCAUAAAAGGCCUCUGUCUCACAAGAUGAAAUUUCCUGGAAAAAUUGGUUGGCCUUUUCACAUUUUUAUUUAAAAAUGUGUCAUUAGCUACUCAUGCUCGGAAGUGUAGCAAGCAAGACAACCCCAGACAUGGUUGGGUUAAACGUGUCCAGGUAUUUUCAUAGAAUUGUCGUAUUGGUGUAAAUAGGGGUGUAGAGGGCUGGACCCAGUGUUUGGUGUGUUCCUUUAUAUUUUAUACAAAGUAUCUAUUGCUACGAUUUGUGCUGCUAUUUUUUACAGAGUGUUGCCCGUUUACUUUUAUGCCUUUACCUGGGCACAAUGUUAUGGCUCUGCUUGGCAGUAAAUUCUGAACUGGCAAUUGCCAUUGUUCACUUAAA
Asterias rubens (European starfish) is the source of this 10413-nucleotide messenger RNA. Its product is annotated as protein crumbs-like. Lineage: Eukaryota; Metazoa; Echinodermata; Asteroidea; Forcipulatida; Asteriidae. The transcript has 35 exons. The record is from RefSeq and is a predicted model, not a curated record. Bases 322 to 9399 code for a protein of 3025 amino acids. Gene Ontology annotation, biological process: Notch signaling pathway. Gene Ontology annotation, molecular function: Notch binding; calcium ion binding.